CGGUGCUGGUGCUAGGGACCGCGGCAGGCCAAGGGGGAGGUGCGGGUGGGUAGAAGGGACAGGUCUGGGCAGUGCGCGGGGGUUGAUACCAGUUCGCGCACCCAUUCAAGCGGCAGUACGCACUUGUCCUAGCAGUUCUCGCCGACCGAGCUAGCUGCGUUUUUUGCGUUCCCGCAUCCAGAGCUCAACUGCAAACGUCCUGGCGUCCGUCCUCAUCAUGCCUAGCCUUUGGGAUCGCUUCUCAUCGUCCUCCUCCUCUUCAUCGUCGCCCUUGUCCCGAACUCACACCCCAGAUCAGCCACCGCGCUCAGCCUGGGGGUCGGCGGCCCGAGAAGAGGGUCUUGGUCGCUGCGCGAGCCUGGAGAGCUCGGACUGCGAGUCCCUGGACAGCAGCAACAGUGGCUUUGGGCCGGAGGAAGACUCGGCAUACCUGGAUGGGGUGUCCCUGCCCGACUUCGAGCUGCUCAGCGACCCUGAGGAUGAGCACUUGUGUGCCAACCUGAUGCAGCUGCUGCAGGAGAGCCUGUCCCAGGCGCGGCUGGGCUCACGGCGCCCAGCGCGCCUGCUGAUGCCCAGCCAGCUGGUGAGCCAGGUGGGCAAGGAACUACUGCGCCUGGCCUACAGCGAGCCGUGUGGCCUGCGGGGGGCGCUGCUGGACGUCUGCGUAGAGCAAGGCAAGAGCUGCCACAGCGUCGGCCAGCUGGCCCUCGACCCCAGCCUGGUGCCCACUUUCCAGCUGACCCUCGUGCUGCGCCUGGACUCACGCCUCUGGCCUAAGAUCCAGGGGCUGUUCAGCUCUGCCAACUCUCCCUUCGUCCCCGGUUUCAGCCAGUCCCUGACGCUGAGCACGGGCUUCCGAGUCAUCAAGAAAAAGCUGUAUAGCUCCGAGCAGCUGCUCAUUGAGGAGUGUUGAACUUGAGCCUGGGGGGGGCCUACCCUGCCCCCACGCCAGAGACCACUCAACUUUUGAUUUUGAGAUGGAGGUUGGCAGGCAGGAGCUGAGGGAUUGACGCCUGUCGUUAGCAAACUGACAACAGCCACCUGAGGGGAGGAAGGUGGAGGUGGGGGGAACAUUGUGUUUCCUAGGAAGCUCACUGAGGUGUGCAGGUAGCUCCCGGUUGGGGGCCUAUGCCCCUCAGUACUGUAGCAUGAAACAAAGGCUUAGGGGCCAACUGGGCUUCUGGCUGGAUGUGUAUGUAGCAUGUACCUUAUUAUUUUUAUCAUUACUGACAGUUAAGACAACAGUGGUGUGACAGCCAGGUGAGCAGCUGGGCUGCACUGGCCUUUGCAAGGGGUUGUGUGCUCCUGGUAGCAGCCCUGGUGGGAGGGGGGAGGACAAGGCGGUUGUGUGUAUCUCAUGGUCUGAAGGGGCCAAAUGUGUUCUUUGUUUUUGUACCUUUGGUUUUUGUUUUUGUUUUUGUUUUGAUCAGAGCUUCACUACUGACCUGUUCUAGGCAGCUAUCUUACAGACGCAUGAAUGUAAGAGUAGGAAGGGGUGGGUGUUGGGAUCACUUGGGGAUCUUUGACACUUGAAGAAAAAAUACACCCGGGAGCUGCAUUUGCCCCUCCCUCCCCUCCCCCAAUGUGUACUGGGGAGUUGAGCUGUGAGGGGAUGGGGCUGAUUGGGGUGGGGUGGGGUGGGGGGCUGGAACCCCUCCCCCAGAAGAGUGCCAUCUGGGUCUUCCAUCUAGAACUGUUUACAUGAAGAUACUCGCUGUUCAUAAAUACACUUGAUGUUCAAGUAUUAAGACCUAUGCAAUAUUUUUUACUUUUCUAAUAAAAAAAAAGGUUUGUUAAAACA
This is a messenger RNA of Lynx canadensis (Canada lynx), 1801 nucleotides long. It is a transcript of the gene DDIT4, whose product is annotated as DNA damage inducible transcript 4. The transcript has 3 exons. Gene Ontology annotation, biological process: response to hypoxia; negative regulation of TOR signaling; apoptotic process. NCBI's taxonomy places the organism in Eukaryota, Metazoa, Chordata, Mammalia, Carnivora, Felidae. The record is from RefSeq and is a predicted model, not a curated record. Gene Ontology annotation, cellular component: cytoplasm. The coding region runs from base 218 to 913 and encodes 231 amino acids. Gene Ontology annotation, molecular function: 14-3-3 protein binding.